CUGUCACCCCCCUGCAGAAAAUAUUAAGCCAACAAAUUUUUGAAUAAUGUAAAUUGUGUAUUUAAAUUCUAUUUUAUUUAAAUAAUUUAAAGUCAACGGGGUAGCCAAAUUGUUCACGAUUUCUUAUUUCUUCUAACAGAAUGAUAAAAAGCGUUUGAAUUUCGGCACAAAAAAUAGUAAUUUUUUGUGCCGGUUAAAAAAGUGUACAGCCUGAUAUUUAGGAACAUUUAGUUUUAUAUUGUUACCAAUUACCAACUAUUUAUCAUAUAUGAAUAUGAUCAAGGAGACCAACGAAUGUGUAAAAUCCAAAAAAAUAAUGAGAAGAAUUUGAAGUUUGGAGUAAAUAACCAAUUAAAAUUUAAAAUUGUAAACAUUAUGAUAUAUUUUAAUAGAAGAUAGAAGAAAAUAAAAUACAUACAAUUGUCAGUGUUUUACUUUCUAUUUUCACAAAGAAAGAUGCCCAGAAGGAAUAUAUUUCAUUAUUCAUAGAUCGUAGGAGGGAUACACUGAAUGGAAAUUUUAAAUUUAGUCAUCCUACAAUUUUUUAUGCAAUAGUAGCAUGUAGAUUUAAAAAAAAUGAAGUUGAUUAUUUUUAUUUUCUUAAAAUUUAUACAGGUACUAACUUGCAAUUAUUCUACAAUUAAUUUACCUCCAGAGCACGUGCCAUAUUACUUUACUGCAAAUCCGGAAAUCGCAGAAAAAUGUAGAAUAGAUACAGAAUGUCCGUAUAAAGAAUACUUAACUGAAAAAAAAUAUUGGGGUUAUGAAUUAGACCAUCAGUGGGGUAAUCAAUAUUCAGUUCCAGAAUGUCCGGGGGAUCACAAGGGUUGGGUAAAAACAAAGUUUGAUCAAGAAAAUACAUUUUAUACACAAGGAGAUUUUGGUUUUGUCAAACAACAGAUCAAGGAGUUGAAAGUGUUAUGUGAGCCUUUAUUUCAAGAUGAUAGUAUUCUAGAAUGUUCAGAUCAUCUGAGAUACUGUAGAGGUAGAAAUAUUAUGAUAAAUUUUACACAGUUGGCAAGUCGUCCAGAUCCAAUCAGAUAUAAAAUGGAUGUAUUAAGCCAUGGUGAUAUUGGGGGAUAUUGUGAUUUGAAUCAAAAAGAGUUGGAUAAACAAGCCGAUCAUAUUAGUGCUUUGCAAAGUUGGGGCCCAGAAAUCAGAUAUUUUAGUAAACUUAAACAUAGACCAAUAAUUUCUAAUGGAGACUGUGAUGUAGUGUUAGAAAAACCUACUUAUAUUAUGAAAAUUGAUGCCACUAUUAAUAUGUAUCAUCAUUUCUGUGAUUUUUUAAACUUAUAUGCAUCAUUGCAUUUGAAUGAAGGCCCAGAAGCCUUCUCUACUGAUGUUCAUGUACUUAUAUGGGAAACUUUUACAUACAGAUCCCUGUUUGAGGACUCCUGGAAAGCAUUUACAGAACAUCCUUUGUGGGAUUUGAAAACUUUUAGAGGAGAAACAGUAUGUUUCAAAAAUGUAAUUUUUCCGUUGCUUCCCAGAAUGAUUUUUGGAUUAUAUUAUAAUACUCCUUUGAUAUAUGGCUGCAGAAAAAGCGGAUUGUUUCAUGCGUUCUCAAAGCAUAUGCUACAUCGUCUAAAAAUACCAAUUUAUAGAAGAAUUAAUAGAAAAAUUAAAAUUACUUUUCUGUCCAGAGACACAAAAUAUAGAAGGGUGCUUAAUGAAGAAGCUUUAUUAGAUUCAAUCAAAGAUAAUGAUGAGUAUGAAGUGAACAGAGUGAUAUAUAACAGGAAUAUUCCAUUUAAAAAACAAUUAGAGAUUAGUGCCAAUUCUGAUGUGCUUGUAGGCAUCCAUGGGGCAGGUUUAACUCAUUUGCUGUUUUUGCCUGACUGGGCUGCAGUAUUUGAAUUAUACAACUGUGAGGAUGCAAAUUGUUAUGCAGAUCUUGCUAGAUUAAGAGGUGUUCAUUAUGUGACAUGGAAGAACACAGAAAAAUUAUCUUCAGAAACAGAUGACUCCCACGAAGGUGCAGCACAUGCUAAAUUUGCUAAUUACUCAUUUGACGUGGAGGAAUUCAAAAGAUUAUUGAAAGAAGCCACAGAUUAUGUCAAAAAUCAGGCUUCUUAUCAAGAAUUUCUCAAUAAAAUAAGUCCUGAGGACCAAAAUAAUGAUCUCCAUGAUGAACUCUGAGAAGUGAUAUUUUAAAAAAUCUCAUAUUUUUUAACAUAUAAUAGUAGUUAACAUUUUUUUUAUCAAAUAUAUAAAACUUAAAAUUUCUUAUUGUUAUAAUUAAGCGUACUCAUCAUUUUCUAAUAAAGUCUUUUUUUUGUCAAAUAUGUUUUAAAUUAUAUUGUUAUAUUACUUGAAUAAUGUAGACUUUUUACUCGAAUCCAAUAAUAAAUAUUGAUUAA
Messenger RNA from Sitophilus oryzae (rice weevil), 2363 nucleotides. It is a transcript of the gene Eogt, whose product is annotated as EGF domain-specific O-linked N-acetylglucosamine transferase. The transcript has 4 exons. The record is from RefSeq and is a predicted model, not a curated record. Gene Ontology annotation, molecular function: protein N-acetylglucosaminyltransferase activity. Bases 577 to 2142 code for a protein of 521 amino acids. Gene Ontology annotation, cellular component: endoplasmic reticulum lumen. NCBI's taxonomy places the organism in Eukaryota, Metazoa, Arthropoda, Insecta, Coleoptera, Curculionidae.